This is a messenger RNA of Cinclus cinclus, 2181 nucleotides long. Its product is annotated as transient receptor potential cation channel subfamily V member 5-like. The record is from RefSeq and is a predicted model, not a curated record. Gene Ontology annotation, biological process: calcium ion import across plasma membrane. The transcript is spliced from 15 exons. NCBI's taxonomy places the organism in Eukaryota, Metazoa, Chordata, Aves, Passeriformes, Cinclidae. Gene Ontology annotation, molecular function: protein binding; calcium channel activity. Gene Ontology annotation, cellular component: membrane. The coding region runs from base 1 to 2181 and encodes 726 amino acids.
AUGGGGGUACCUUUAUUUGGGGAGAACAAUUCCUUCUAUUCCCGGAUAUGGAACGGACUAAGUCAGAAACUGCAAGGCAAAAAAUCCUGGGAUAAACAUCUGGAUGAAAUCUACUUACUCCAGCAGAAAAGGAUCUGGGAAUCCCCACUUCUCCAGGCUGCCAAAGAGAACAACCUUGCUGCCAUUAGGAAACUUCUCACUGAUGGAACAUGCGAUAUCUAUCAGAGAGGAGCAGUGGGAGAGACUGCCCUUCAUGUAGCUGCCAUGUAUGAUAACUUGGAGGCAGCAGUGGCUCUGAUGGAAGCAGCCCCUGAGCUUAUCAAUGAGAGGAUGACAUCAGAACUGUAUGAAGGGCAGACAGCUCUCCACAUCGCAGCAGCCAACCAGAACACCACGUUGGUGAAGGCUUUGCUGAAGAGAGGAGCCAAUGCCAGCACAGCAAGGGCCACUGGGCACUUCUUCAGGCGCAGCUCCCAGAACCUUUUCUAUUUUGGAGAGCAUGUUUUAUCAUUUGCUGCCUGUGUGGGAAAUGAGGAAAUUGUGCAGCUGCUCAUUGAAAAUGGAGCUGACAUUAGAGCUCAAGAUUCUCUGGGUAACACUGUUCUUCACAUCCUGGUUCUCCAACCUAAUAAGACGUUUGCCUGCCACAUGUACAGCCUGAUACUUUCCUAUGACAGGAGCAAAGAGGGACCAGGUUCACUUGAACUGAUUCCUAACAAUGAGGGGCUUAGUCCAUUCAAACUGGCUGGAGUUGAGGGCAACACUGUGAUGUUUCAAUACCUUAUGCAGAAGCGGAAGCAGAAUCUCUGGUCCUUUGGCCCCUUGAGCACUGUGCUGUAUGAUAUCACGGAGAUUGACUCCUGGGCUGAAGAUCAAUCCUUCCUUGAGCUCAUUGUGUCCACCAAGAAGAGAGAGGCACGCCAGAUCUUGGACCUAACACCUGUGAAGGAGCUGGUGAGCCUGAAGUGGAACAUGUAUGGUCGUCCCUAUUUCUGUUUCCUGGCCUUAUUCUACAUCCUCUACAUGGUCUGCUUCACCAUGUGCUGCGUCUACCGGCCUCUGAAACCCCGAACAGGCAACAGGACCAGCAGCAGGGAUAACACAGUCUAUGUCCAGAAAAUGCUUCAGGAAUCAUAUGUGGCGUAUGAGGAUGAGCUGAGGCUGGUGGGGGAACUUAUCACAGUCAUUGGAGCUGUAGUAAUUUUGGUCCUUGAGAUUCCAGAUAUCCUUAGAGUUGGAGCAGCAAAAUACUUUGGACAAACAAUCCUAGGAGGGCCUUUCCACAUAAUUGUCAUCACAUACGCUUGCAUGAUCCUGGUGACCAUGGUGAUGCGUCUCACCAGCACAACUGGGGAGGUGGUGCCCAUGUCCUUUGCCUUGGUGCUAGGAUGGUGCAACGUCAUGUACUUCGCACGGGGCUUCCAGAUGCUCGGACCUUUCACCAUCAUGAUCCAGAAGAUGAUAUUUGGAGAUCUCAUGCGCUUUUGCUGGCUCAUGGCUGUGGUGAUAUUAGGCUUUGCAUCAGCUUUUUACAUCAUCUUCCAGACAGAGAACCCUGAAAACCUUGGGCAGUUCUACAACUAUCCCAUGUCCUUGUUCACCACUUUUGAGCUGUUCCUCACUAUCAUUGAUGGCCCUGCAAACUAUGAUGUGGACCUGCCCUUCAUGUACAGCGUGGUGUACUUUGCUUUUGCCAUCAUUGCCACCCUCCUUAUGCUCAACCUCUUGAUUGCCAUGAUGGGUGACACCCACUGGAGAGUAGCCCACGAGCAGGAUGAGCUCUGGAGAGCCCAGGUUGUUGCUACUACUGUCAUGCUGGAGCGGAAACUGCCCCGAUGCCUCUGGCCUCGCUCGGGAAUCUGUGGGCGGGAAUUUGGGCUGGGGGACCGAUGGUAUCUCAGAAUUGAAGACAGGGUUGAUCCCAACAAACACAAGAUGAUGCGGUACACAGAGGCAUUUAAAGCUCAGGAUAGGGAAAACUAUGACAAAGGUUCAGAAAAGCUGGAAACCAACGGAGACACCUUGUGCAAGAAGGAACUGUCUGCUUUGUCACUGUCACUGUCACGGAGCACAUCCAGAACUAGUUCUCACCGUGGCUGGGAGAUCCUGAGGCGCAACACCUUCCGCCAACUUUGUGGAGAGGUCGGUCCUGCUGUGGAUGAGGAGGUCUAUGAUGUCUAA